AUGAGACACGACCAUUUUAGUCUUCGGAAGCAGUGGAUUGAGGAAGAACAAAAGCAACUGUUGAGCUCAGUCAAUGGUCUCUACAAAGUUGGCGGUAGAGUUUCUUACGUAGUCUUCCGUGGGCACAGACUCGCAAUUAUUGGCAAAUGGUGUCUACCUCUCCACUAUGAUACGCAAGAGGAUGAGGUUCUGGAGCUUGUCACCAUUUCGAAGAGCCUUGAUGAAUCUGAGCCCGCUUUGGAAGUUGAAAGCGGGCAAGGCCCCAACACUGUGAUCCUAGCGUUCGAGAUUGGGGAGAGACACGAGGAACCGGGGUGGCGCAAACUUGGUGGAGUUCUAGGUUUUUUGCCGCAAAUCCUUGAAGUGGUUCUUUUCACUCGCCAAGGGACGCGGAAAUGCAAUGACCCUGACUUUGAGCUGUUAUUCUGGCAGGACCACAGCUUCGUUUCCUCAGAAAUAUUGCCUGCUACUUUCACCGUGAUCCAGUUGGAGAAACUGAAACAAAGUGUAGCUUUCGUCCAAAACGAUCCAGCAUCCUAUGCUCGAGCUCUCAAGAACUGCAAGGAUCUCGCCCAUGGCAGAGUCCUCCACACGCAAAUCCUCGCCAGCGAGCACCGGGAGAGCGUCUUCUUGGGCAACCACCUUGUGGAGAUGUACGGAGAAUGUGGCAGCGUUGUGGACGCGCGAAGGGUCUUCGAUGAGAUCCAGCCGCCCAAUGUGCACACGUGGACGAUCAUGCUCAAGGCGUAUGCCCGCAAUGGGCACCUGGCCCAGGCCAAAUCCCUCUUCGACGAUAUGCCCGUACGGAAUGUUGUGUCGUGGACGUCCAUGCUGGCGGCGUACGUGCAGGGUGGCCAAAUUGACGACGCGAGACGAAUAUUCGACUCCAUUGCCAGAAAGAAUGUUGUGACUUGGAAUGUUAUGUUAUCAGCAUAUGCCGUUGAUGGGCAUUUUUGCGAAGCGAAAGAAUUGUUUGACCAAAUCAAGGACAAAAACGUGGUUACUUGGACUAUUAUGUUGUCAGCUUACAUACACUGUCAGCCAUUGGGUGAUGCAAGAAUAUUCUUUGGUUCCAUGCCCAAGCGCAAUGUGGUGUCUUGGAACUCGAUGCUUAGUGCAUAUGCCCGUAAUGGGGAUUUAGAAGAGUUAAAACUUCUGUUUAAAGAAAUGCCUCACCGCGACGACGUAUCGUGGAAUAUUUUGCUUAAAACGUACUGUUUGCGUGGUGAUUUGCAUGAGGCUAGGAAAUGUUUCGAGAAAAUGCCGAGAAGAGACGUGGUGUCUUGGACUACCUUACUUGCAGCAUAUGCCCGCCAGGGGCAUAUGCUGGAAGCGUUAGAAAUGUUUGAAAAGAUGCCACUUCGCGAUACAGCGGCAUGGAACUGCAUGAUAAACCUUUGUGUUGAGAAUAAUUAUCUACCGCGAGCAAGAUCUAUCUUUGAGAAGAUGGAAAGACGAGAUCUCGUUUCGUGGAAGACGAUGAUCGGAGCUUACACUGCGAGUGGCAAUCUCGACCAAGCGAAGGAUCUCCUGGAUCAAAACCCAUUCCAGGACGUGGUUUCUUGGACCUCUUUGAUCUCGGCCUGGUCCCAGAGGGGCGAUGCUACAUCAGCGUUUAGGAUCUUUCAAGGAAUGGUUAUGGAGGGAGUGACGCCCAACGCGAUCACCUUCUUGGUCGUGAUCGAUGCCUGUGCCGGGAGCGCCGAUCUUGCCAGAGGCCGAGUUGUCCACCAGAUCAUCCUGGAGGAGCAGCCCAGCAUCGUGCUCCACGAUAUCGCGCUGGGAAACUCGCUGCUCAAUCUCUACAGCAAAUCCGGGAGUGCGGACGAUGCAAGGGAGAUCUUCGAGCGCAUGAAGCAGCGCGAUGAGAUCAGCUGGAACUCGAUGGUCGCGGCGUAUGCUCGAUCGAAGAAACCAUCGCUGGCCCUGGAGGUUUUCCGUGCCAUGAAUCUGGAAGGCAUCGCAGUGACCGAGGCGACGCUAAUUCACAUCAUGGCGAUGUCCAGCCAUGCCGGAUCUCUGAUCAGCGCGAGGGAUUGCUUUGUUUCCACGUCCCAGGAUUUUGGAAUCGAUCACAAGCUGGAUCACUACAGCUGCAUGGUGGAUCAUUUGAGCCGAGCUGGGAAAUCUCGCGAGGCGGAGGAGCUGCUAAGAUCCAUGCCAUUCGAGCCCGAUUUGAUCGCAUGGAAAUCUCUCUUGGGCGCUCGAGAGGAUAAUUUACAGCGGGUAGAUUCUAAAACUUCCUAUGUUCUAGUCAGUAAUAACUUCUACAUUUUCACUUGA
Selaginella moellendorffii is the source of this 2283-nucleotide messenger RNA. Its product is annotated as pentatricopeptide repeat-containing protein At2g35030, mitochondrial-like. Gene Ontology annotation, molecular function: protein binding; RNA binding. Gene Ontology annotation, biological process: RNA modification. The transcript has 4 exons. The record is from RefSeq and is a predicted model, not a curated record. Bases 1 to 2283 code for a protein of 760 amino acids. NCBI's taxonomy places the organism in Eukaryota, Viridiplantae, Streptophyta, Lycopodiopsida, Selaginellales, Selaginellaceae.